This is a messenger RNA of Drosophila grimshawi, 2275 nucleotides long. RefSeq lists its product as uncharacterized. The coding region runs from base 100 to 2031 and encodes 643 amino acids. The record is from RefSeq and is a predicted model, not a curated record. NCBI's taxonomy places the organism in Eukaryota, Metazoa, Arthropoda, Insecta, Diptera, Drosophilidae. The transcript is spliced from 5 exons.
GAGUUAGAUAUUUCAGUGUUUGGCCACAGCUUACGGCCAAGCACUAUAAAUUCUAAAAGUGUAUUCAAAUGCAAAUUAAAUGGUUAAAUCGCAAUCAAUAUGUUCUUCCGAUCAGCCAAAAACAAAUUCGAGACAGUGGAUGUUGUGCGAAGACUAAAGCGUUUAGCCGAAGGCACCCUAACGUCAUACCGGCGUUUGUUUCUGCUUUUGUUGUGCGUGUGCAUUGUGUUCUAUAUGCUGCCACCAAUCUUUCGUUAUUUAUUUUUAAACCCAACAGAGCAGAAAGAUCCGCACAGCAUGUGCAUGGACGACCGUCUAACGCCCUACAUUUUGCAAAACUACGAGUAUGACGCGAAUAUUCGUCACGUGUCGCCGCUGCUGCCGGGUGAGCGGGAUUACACGCCCUACGUGGGCAACGGUUAUAUUGGCCUGGAGGUGGCCGCCGACGCUGCCCUGAAUAUCAAACAUGGCCGGGCGAUGCAGCUACUCAUACGUUUCCAGCCAGUGCUAUCCGUGUCACAACCGGGUGCAACGGCUGGUGAGAAGGAGGCCACCGUUGUGGAGUAUCUGACGGGAAUGGUGCAUCGGUUUCAAUGCUUUGCCGGCUACUUUGUGUCGUACACAAUGUACGCCCAUCGCACACAGCCCAAUGUGCUGAUGCAAGAAUUGCAAAUCACUAAUACACGCAACGUGGUUGAGAGCAUUGAUCUUAUAUUGCCACGCAAUCGUCUGCCCAAGUUCACAACGCGCAGCAUUCCGCUCAGCGAUGAAGCACAGAUAGGCAUGUUCACUUAUAAUGGCCUGGAAGUUAUUACGGGCACGGUUCAGCCGUCGGCUGAUGAUCCCAGUAAAUUGAUUGUAAUUAGUAUAGUUAAGCCACAACUCGAACCGAAAGUACAGCUGCGCAAACGGGGCACUGUGCGUAUCAUCUAUCCACUAGUCAUCGAGUAUUCUAAGCCAGUGACGGAGGCUCAGUUCAAAGCCACAUCGGACACCAUUGAACAGCAUUCAAUACAGGCCAUGACAAAGUUACUACAGAAACUCAGCGCCAAGGCAUCCGGAUCCGGUUCGCAGUACAGCAUCAAUUCGUAUCGGCAGGAGCACAUUAAUGUGUGGACGGAUCUUUGGGCAACCGGUUUUACGAUAAGCACUUCCAAGGCGGACAAUAGCUUAAAUGGUGAUCGCAUCAAUGCAACCAUGUAUGCGGUGCUCUCACAAGUGCGCAGUUUUGAAUUCGAAGAAGUGGGCGCCGUCUCCGGCUCAGGCACUGCGGGCAUGCGUGAGGACAUUGCCAAGGCUUUAACAUACGCGGAAGGCUGCUAUGAUUCGUAUCAUACGCUGCAGGCGGAGAAUCUGUGGCGUGACAUGUCUACGCUGACUCAACUCAAUUCGCUAGUGUCCUCCUGGAUGCUGACAUUAGAGAAGCAAGGCUGCCACAAUCUGAUCCGUGCCGGCGCCUCGGGUGUCAUUCAAGCGAUGACACUCAGUUUCGGCAGCUUUCGCUUUAGCAAUCAGCAUCUGGAAUGCAAUAUGCAUCCGAAAUUCCUGCAUCGCGACUUUCACUUCAGACGCCUCAACUACGGCAACAAGACACAUGUCAAUGUCACCAUCAUUGUUAAGGACGACAACAAGGCGGUUAUCAAUGUGGCCCUAGAUCGUUCCGAUCGCAGUUACUAUGCCUGCGAUGGCGGCUGUCUGGACGAACCAAUUCUGUUGACUCAAAGCCGCCGAGACUUCCCUGUGAAAUUGACUGAACCACUUACUGCAAUAUUAUAUAUAACCGAGGAUAAACAACACAUGGAGGAAAUUCAUCAUGCCAUACACGUCAAGGAAGUAGUCGAGGCUCCGGCGCACGAGCAGCAUGUGAUUGCCCUCCAUAAGCAUGGCCAUCAACUGGGCGGAUUGCCCGCCCUUUUCUGGGUGUCAGUGUGUGCAAUAAUCGUAGUAUUCCAUAUAUUCCUGUGCAAGCUCAUUAUCAAGGAGUACUGUGAGCCAAACGAUAAGUUAAGAUAUCGUUAUAACAAACCGUGAUUCUAGUUCUAUAUAAUACAUACAAAGACAACAAAUUACAUAAGUAUAAUCCAAUUGGACAGACAGACAGAAGAAGCUAGCUGAAAUCAACUUUAAACCAAAUGCUGAGUUUGUAAGAAUAAAUAUCAGAGAUAUGGAUAUCGAAAAUUCAUAAAAAAAACACGGACUAACUAUUUGGGCUGUAGAAUUAAGAAUUGUCUUUCUAUUUAUAUUAGUUAGAAUAAAGGGAAAUUCACAUAACUGA